Mytilus californianus (California mussel) is the source of this 1536-nucleotide messenger RNA. Its product is annotated as fatty acyl-CoA hydrolase precursor, medium chain-like. The transcript has a single exon. Bases 1 to 1536 code for a protein of 511 amino acids. Lineage: Eukaryota; Metazoa; Mollusca; Bivalvia; Mytilida; Mytilidae. The record is from RefSeq and is a predicted model, not a curated record.
AUGCGUCUUUUGUUGAUGUUAUCGUUAACAGUAGUGACAGUCUUAGGUCAAAGUACGAUCACUGUUAAUACCAGACUAGGUGUGCUUACAGGUGUAGCAUCGUCUGUCAAUGAUGGAAAUACAAGUUAUCAACUGAGAAUAUACAGAAAUAUACCCUAUGCCAAACCUCCAGUUGGCCAGCUUAGAUUUAAGGAACCCGUGCCUUACGGGAAGUGGUCCGGAAAUCUAGAUGCUACACAAUUUGGACCAUCAUGCGUUCAGUUACCAUCACCGUCAGUCAACCAAUUUCUUCCAAAUUUAAAUCAAUCCGAAGAUUGUUUACAGUUAAAUAUUUAUGCACCUGUUAACGCUUCGUCUUCAAGUAAAAAGUCGGUUAUGGUCUGGAUACAUGGUGGAGGUUAUUCAAGCGGACAAGCGAUGCUUUAUGAUGCGUCUUAUCUCUCUGCGCUUGGUGAUGUAGUCGUAGUAACAGUAAAUUACCGUUUACAUAUAUUAGGAUUUUUUAGCACAUCUGACAGUGUCGCACCUGGUAAUUAUGGUCUUUGGGAUCAAAAGCUUGCUAUCCAAUGGGUUCAUGAUAAUAUUGAUCAAUACGGAGGAGAUUCGUGUUCUGUUACUAUCUUUGGGGAAUCGGCCGGAGGAUUCAGUGUGGCUCUACAGGCCAUAAAUCCAAAUAAUACAGGACUAUUUCAAAGAGUUAUUGCACAAAGUGGUGUUAGCAAUACGUUGUUGGCUACAUCACCAAUUCCUCGACUAACGGCUAAAGCACUUGCAAAUGAUUUGGACUGUUCUGAUGCAUUGACGAGUGAUACUAUGUCUUGUCUGCGGAAUAAAUCUGUCGAUGAAAUUAGAGGUUCAUUACUUACACUUACAAAACAAUUUUAUUUGACACCUGAUAUACAUAUUUACAUCGCAUUUGCUCCUGUUGUUGAUAACAAAUUCCUGAUUGACACACCACAAAAUAUAAUAAGUGGAAAAGGCCCCGGAUUUGAGUUUUACAAGUCAUUAGAUGUGAUAAUAGGAAACUGUGAAUCAGAAGGUUCCUUACUAGUAAGUGAGAUGCGGAGAAGAAAUUAUACGAAUUUGAAAAAUGGCAUUCCAUCAGAACUUUUGUGUAAAAAUAUAAUACCUACACUUGCAGUUGACUACUUUCAGAAUAACACUGAAAUUAUCAAACCUAUAUGUGAUCAGUAUAAAGUCAAUGGACUACUAAAGCAAAGUAUGAGUGCUAUAAACUAUUAUGGAGACAUUUUUAUGUAUAGUCCAUCAGUUCAAAAUCUUCAGGUCCACGCAGCUCAAAGCAAUCACAACCAUUUUCAAUAUAUUAGCAGACGUUCUUCUAUCUGGUCAGUGUCUAAAAAAUAUGCUCCAUGGUUUGUAGGGUCAGGUCAUGCGUCAGAGUUACCGUUCUUGUUUCCAUUUAAAUCGUUGUCUAAUGCUACAGAAGAUGACAAAAAUUACAGUGUAACUAUGAUGAAGUAUUGGUCUAAUUUCGCAAAAACAGGGUACGUAUAUUGUCUACUUCCUUUGCAAUAG